Melanotaenia boesemani (Boeseman's rainbowfish) is the source of this 3199-nucleotide messenger RNA. RefSeq names its product zinc finger protein 362a (gene znf362a). The coding region runs from base 180 to 1520 and encodes 446 amino acids. Gene Ontology annotation, molecular function: DNA-binding transcription factor activity, RNA polymerase II-specific; RNA polymerase II cis-regulatory region sequence-specific DNA binding. The record is from RefSeq and is a predicted model, not a curated record. Gene Ontology annotation, cellular component: nucleus. Gene Ontology annotation, biological process: regulation of transcription by RNA polymerase II. NCBI's taxonomy places the organism in Eukaryota, Metazoa, Chordata, Actinopteri, Atheriniformes, Melanotaeniidae. The transcript is spliced from 9 exons.
GAAGCACAGUGUUUUUUCUUUGUCUUUUCUUUUUUUUAAACUUUACACUGAAACAAUUCCUCGCCUGCAGCACCCAGAAGUGAACAGCAGGCGACCCGGAAGGUUUGAAGUCCGACUGGAAGCGAGCAGAAAGAGGAGCCUGAACCGUUAUUAAAUAUUUCGUCGCUCCCUGGCGCAGGAUGGCUGAACCCCGCUUUAACAAUCCUUACUUUUGGCCUCCACCUCCUGCCAUGCCCAGCCAGCUGGAUAACCUAGUAUUGAUCAAUAAAAUCAAGGAGCAGCUGAUGGCGGAGAAGAUCCGACCUGCACAUCUGCCUGCUGCUUCAUCCGCUUCCCAGCAGCCCUUAAUGGCUUCUCCAAGCCAGGCUGAAGGCAGCCAGCAUGGGAUGUCCAAAUCUCACCAGAUGCCAAACCUCCAGAGCAACAGCCCCUCUCAGCCGGAUAUCGCCCUGCACGCCCGUCCUGCAUCAAGCUCAGUCACAGGUCGUAUUCUGGGAGAUGUUAACUUGAAUUUGGAUGAAAAGGCAGCUAUAAAAGCCAGAGGAUUAUGGGAAGACUGGCAUCUGCGUCAGCUCAUAGACCAUCCUUCCAGAACAAACCAUGUCUCAGGUGUCGCACUGGCAUCCAGAACAGGCAAUCUCAGCACCUCAGAGAUCAUCACCCCCACAACACCCACCUCAAGCAGCCACAGCCGGCUUGGUGGAGCUCCCACUCCUCACCUCAUCUCAGGGCUAGCGGGCAGCCACAGGAUGGAUCCUGGGAAAAGCAACGGGGGACUUUUGGGACUGCUCGGACCUCCUCCAAAGGAGGAACGAGGUCGCAAGAGGAUCAAGGCAGAGAAUGGGUCUUCCCUAUUGGUGGUGCCCUACCCAAUCCUCGCAUCGGGCAAUGACCAGUCUUGUGUCACCAUCACUGCCAAAGAGGGAAAAACCUACAGGUGUAAAGUUUGUCCUCUGACUUUCUUCUCCAAGUCAGACAUGCAGAUUCACUCCAAAACACACACAGAGGCGAAGGCUCACAGGUGUCCUCACUGCACAAAGACCUUUGCAAACCUGUCCUAUUUGGCCCAGCAUCUGCGCAUUCACCUGGGCGUCAAGCCGUACCGCUGCUCCUACUGUGAGAAAUGCUUUCGCCAGCUUUCCCACCUGCAGCAACACACCAGAAUCCACACGGGUGAUCGGCCAUACAAAUGUGCUCAACCUGGAUGUGAAAAGGCUUUUACCCAAUUAUCUAAUCUGCAGUCUCAUCAGAGGCAGCACAACAAAGACAAGCCCUUCAAAUGCUCCAACUGCUACCGUGCCUAUUCAGACUCUGCCUCGCUGCAGAUCCAUAUGUCUGCGCAUGCCAUCAAAAAUGCCAAGGCCUACUGCUGCAGCAUGUGUGGCAGGGCGUACACCUCAGAGACAUACCUUAUGAAGCAUAUGUCCAAACAUGCCAUGGUGGAACAUGUGGUGCCCCAUCAUUCACCUUCGCACAGGACAGAGUCUCCCACCAUUCCUAUACGGAUCUCCCUUAUCUGAUCUCAGCCAUUUCCUGUCCUCUAAUCACACUCUUCUUGUGAUCACAUAUUUCUGCUCAUUUCAUGGACAAGAUUACCCAGAAAUGGGCUUAAAAAGAUGUGCCAGUAUUUUGAGAAGAGGCGCUCCCUUGGCGAGUGUAUCCUACUUCCCUUUCUUGCUGACCAGAUAGUAUUAACGGGGACAUCCAAAGAUGAUUUCUCAGCACUUUGAGGCCUGAGACUUACAGGCCAAAAAUGUCUUUUAUAUGUGACUUGGACAGAAAAAAAGUAUUGCUCCAGGCAGCUACAUGGAAAAUCUUUUUAAACUUUGUGUUUUACAAAUUACUUUGUCGGUUUUUUUAUGCUCCUUUAUUUUUUUUUCCCUUGAGUUUUUGCAAAAAUAUAUAUUUGCAUCAGAAAUAGUCUUCCAUUAGCUGGGUGGUCAACUUAACAUUAAUGUGUAUGUAUAUGUAUUCAUGUGAAUCAUACCACCUCUCGUAUUGGUGUUUGCAAACACAUAGCUCUGAUGAACACAAGAAGGAUCUUUUAGGAUUUUUUUUUGUUGUUGUUGUUUUGUUUUGUUUUAUUAUUUAAAUUUUAUUUUGUCAUCCCAAAAAGUUGAGGACAGAGUGGAAAUUGAAUUUUUCAACAUAUUUGAACAAGAAAAACAGGCGACUAUGCCUGCAGGUUUAGGAGGCAUACUUUAACACCACUACAUAGGAAAAAAAUAGGAAUUAAAAUAGGUUAUCUAACCAAACAAAAGAUUUAAUGUUAACAGAAAAAUGUAAGUGCACUCUUUGCCUAAAAAAGCCUGACCUUUUAGCAGAUAUAACUUCCUGUGGGUUCUUGUUUGGCAUCACAACACUGUUAUGGUAAAUGGUUGGCACAAAUACAGGCUGCAGGUGAGAAAUGCAGGUGUAGGAACAAAAGUAAGCUUUACUUAAAGGUGACAUGCAAUGACAAAAGUCCAGGAUCCUUAGCAAGAUCCAGUAAGUGGCAGUCAACUAUUAAGGGACAUGUACAACACUACACACUAUUUGAAUGUGGAAGCAUGGUAGGAUGCCGCAGAGAGGGUAUGCAUAUUAUAAAAGUAAGAGGCAGAAAUGCAAAUAUUUAAACAGAUGAUUUGAUGAGAUGUGCUUUAACAUUCAACGCAGAGCAGGCAGUAACCAGCGAGAAAGUGAAGCCAGACAUCACACACUAGGAAAAUACUUUCUUUUGAAUAAAACAGGAAAUACAGCAAAUACAAACUAAACACAAACUAAUAGGUAUAAAACAAGAAAACCAAAAGUAAAAUCUAUUGACAAUAACACCUGUACCUCCUACUUCAGAUCUCCUCCAGGCUUUCACAUCAACUACAAUUUCUUCUUUGUUAAGGGGUCUGGUUGUGUACCCUUGUCUUGUUGCGUCAUUGGGUAAAUUUUAGUUCAGCUUCAACUUUCAGUGAGCAAGACUGUCAUUUUUUUUUCUUUUUUAUUACAUGGUACACACUCUGGAGCUGAGUCAGUGUCAGCAAGCGGCCUACAUAUACAUAUAUAGUCAAAAAUAAUGCGGUAACUAAUUUAUGUAAUUAAUUGCGUUAAAAUUUUUAACGCAUGUGCAGCAUUCGUCGUUUAUGACAGCGAGACAUGGAGGUAUCUAAAGGUGAGCUGGCUCACUCUAUGGAUGGGUUUGAGGGUGUCACCCCCCGUGGAGGAUGAG